CUUUAUUUUCUUCUAAUGAAGAUUCUGCUUUCUUCAUCUAAACCUGUCCCAAAAACCUAUGUGCCAAAACUUGGCAAAGGUGAUAUAAAGGAUAAGUUUGAAGCCAUGCAGAGAGCGAGGGAAGAAAGAAAUCAAAGGAGAUCUAGAGACGAAAAGCAAAGAAGAAAAGAACAAUAUAUUAGAGAGAGAGAAUGGAACAGGAGAAAGCAGGAGAUUAAAGAAAUGCUUGCUUCUGAUGAUGAGGAAGAGGUAUCUUCUAAAGUAGAAAAGGCUUAUGUUCCAAAGCUAACAGGAACUGUUAAAGGUAAAUUUGCUGAAAUGGAGAAACAAAGACAAGAGGAACAAAGGAAGAGAACAGAGGAGGAACGAAAACGCAGAAUUGAGCAGGAUAUGUUAGAAAAGAGGAAGAUACAACGUGAAUUAGCAAAAAGGGCUGAGCAGAUUGAGGACAUAAACAAUACGGGAACUGAAUCAGCAUCAGAGGAAGGAGAUGAUUCACUACUUGUAACAGUGGUACCUGUCAAAUCACAUAAAACAUCUGGAAAAAUAAAAAAGAAUUUUGAGGAUCUAGAAAAAGAAAGAGAAGAAAAUGAAAGGGUCAAGUAUGAAGAAGAUAAAAGAAUAAGAUAUGAAGAACAACAACAAUCUCUCAAGGAAGCAAAGUGUCUUUCACUGGUCAUGGAUGAUGAACUGGACAGUGAGGCAAAAAAAUCAAUUUCUCCUGGAAGACUAAAAUUAACUUUUGAAGAAUUAGAAAGACAAAGACAAGAAAACCGAAGGAAGCAAGCUGAAGAAGAAGCAAGACAACGUUUAGAAGAAGAGAAGCGUGCUUUUGAAGAAGCAAGGCGGCAAAUGGUAAAUGAAGAGGAGGAAAACCAAGACACAGAAAAAAUUUUUAAACGGUACCGACCUGGUAAACUCAAACUCAGUUUUGAAGAAAUAGAAAGACAAAGGAGAGAAGACGAAAAAAGGAAAGCUGAAGAAGAAGCCAGAAGGAGAAUAGAAGAAGAAAAGAAGGCAUUUGCUGAAGCAAGGAGAAACAUGGCAGUAGAUGACGACUCCCCAGAGAUGUAUAAAACAAUCUCUCAAGAAUCUCUUACACCGGGAAAACUGGAAAUUAAUUUUGAAGAAUUAUUAAAACAAAAAAUGGAAGAAGAAAAACGACGAACAGAAGAGGAACGGAAGCAUAAGUUAGAGAUGGAAAAACAGGAAUUUGAACAACUGAGACAAGAAAUGGGAGAGGAAGAGGAAGAAAUUGAGACCUUUGAACUGAGCAGGGAAUAUGAAGAAUUAAUCAAGUUGAAAAGGAGUGGCUCUAUUCAAGCUAAAAAUCUAAAAAGCAAGUUUGAAAAAAUUGGACAACUGUCUGAAAAAGAAAUACAGAAAAAGAUAGAAGAAGAACGAGCAAGAAGGAGAGCAGUUGACCUUGAAAUUAAAGAGCGAGAAGCAGAAAACUUUCAUGAGGAAGAAGAUGUUGAUAUCAAGCCUGCAAAAAAAAGUGAGGCUCCAUUUACUCAUAAAGUGAAUAUGAAAGCUAGAUUUGAACGAAUGGCUAAGGCAAGAGAAGAAGAAGAACAAAGAAGAAUUGAAGAACAAAAGUUACUCCGCAUGCAGUUUGAACAAAAGGAAAUUGAUGCAGCACUACAAAAGAAAAGAGAAGAGGAGGAGGAAGAGGAAGGUAGCAUCAUGAAUGGCUCCACUAUUGAAGAUGAAGAGCAAACCAGAUCAGGAGCUCCGUGGUUCAAGAAGCCUCUAAGAAACACAUCGGUUGUAGACAGUGAACCAGUUAGAUUUACUGUUAAAGUAACAGGAGAACCCAAACCAGAAAUUACAUGGUGGUUUGAAGGAGAAAUAUUGCAGGAUGGAGAAGACUAUCAAUAUAUUGAAAGAGGAGAAACUUACUGCCUUUAUUUACCAGAAACUUUCCCAGAAGAUGAAGGAGAGUAUAUGUGUAAAGCUGUCAACAAUAAAGGCUCUGCAGCUAGUACCUGUAUUCUUACCAUUGAAAGUAAGAAUUAAUCACUUUUAAUCUAAUACUUUUAUUCUAUUUUUUUUUCCUUUAGAAAUUUAGAAUUACUUUUCUUCUUCUCUUUUUUAGCUGACGACUACUAGCUCCCCUUCCCUCUCCCUGGAACCCUCUCUCUCUCCAACUUUCUUACUACAUCAUCUUUUCUGUGGCGGGGCCAAAAAAGGAAACCAGAAGUGCCACUAUGCUGACUUACUCCUUUUCCUGUCUUCAAAACACAAGCUUGUCUAAAGAAUAUUUUCUUUCCAAAUGAGCACCAGAUUCAUUGCCAUAUUAUGCAACAGAAGUUAAUGUGUAUAUAACAGGGAAAGUGGGAAAUUUACUUAUAUCAGAACCUAUUAAAAAGGCUGUGUAUUCCCAUAGUUUACAGCAAUUUAAAACUAUAACACAUUAUUUUGCAUGAAAUACCAUUCAUGAGCUGUUUACACCUAAAAUUAGUCUGAAAUAGCUGAGACUUCAUGAAUUUGGGACCUGUCGAUUGGAGUGAGAUUUUUUUUCUUUAGUACUACACAUCAUUUUGGUGGUUAUACUUUCAGUCUUUCUGGAGCAGAUGUAUGAGGGGGAAGGGGUGUCAUUCUUUUAAUGAGAAAUGGGGAGCAUGGAGAAAACAAAAAAAAAUUAGACUUUUUAGAAGCAACUUCCAGAGAAAAUUAGAUGGAAACCACUGCCUUGAGUUCUGAGUGUUGAGAAUACUAAAUGUACUUUUCAAAUGUGUGUAAUAUAUAUUGAAGCUUAUGAAGCAAAUUUGUUGUGACCUUACCUGACAGAUUAUAUUUUAAUGAGAAACUCUGUAUUAAUAGUUCAUACAGGAGAAAACACUUUCAAUAUGAUUGAAGACCUCAAGAUCUAAGAGGAUUAAAUUUAGGGAGGAAAAUGGCAAA
Pteropus alecto (black flying fox) is the source of this 2907-nucleotide messenger RNA. It is a transcript of the gene NEXN, whose product is annotated as nexilin F-actin binding protein. Gene Ontology annotation, biological process: mitochondrial fusion. The coding region runs from base 16 to 2019 and encodes 667 amino acids. The transcript is spliced from 11 exons. The record is from RefSeq and is a predicted model, not a curated record. NCBI's taxonomy places the organism in Eukaryota, Metazoa, Chordata, Mammalia, Chiroptera, Pteropodidae.